AUGAAUGAGCUUUACGCUACUCAUGCCACUGCUUGUCGUGACGCCACACAUGCCACUGCUUAUCAUGAUGCCACACAUGCCACUGCUUCUGGUGACGCCACACAAGCCACUGCUGCUCGUGACGCCUCAUAUGCCACUACUUCUGGUGACGCCACAUAUGCCACUGCUGCUCGUGACGCCACAUAUGCCACUACUUCUGGUGACGCCACAUAUGCCACUGCUGCUGGUGACGCCACACAAGCCACUGCUUCUGGUGAUGCCACACAAGCCACUGCUGCUGGUGACGCCACACAAGCCACUGCUUCUGGUGACGCCACAUAUGCCACUGCUUCUGGUGACGCUACAUAUGCCACUGCUGCUCGUGACGCCACACAAGCCACUGCUUCUGGUGACGCCACACAAGCCACUGCUUCUGGUGACGCCACACAAGCCACUGCUUCUGGUGACGCCACACAUGCCACUGCUUCUGGUGACGCCACAUAUGCCACUGCUGCUCGUGACGCCACACAAGCCACUGCUUCUGGUGACGCCACACAAGCCACUGCUUCUGGUGACGCCACAUAUGCCACUGCUGCUUGUGACGCCACACAAGCCACUGCUGCUGGUGACGCCACACAUGCCACUGCUUCUGGUGGCGCCACACAAGCCACUACUUCUGGUGACGCCUCAUAUGCCACUGCUUCUGGUGACGCCACACAUGCCACUACUUAUCGUGACGCUGCACAUGCCACUGCUGCUGGUGACGCCACAUAUGCCACUGCUGCUGGUGACGCCACAUAUGCCACUGCUGCUGGUGACGCCACACAUGCCACUGCUUCUGGUGACGCCACAUAUGCCACAGCUUCUCAUAUUGGAACCCAGGAAAGUUCUCCAUUUUCCGAAAAAAAACGAGAGAAAAACGAUUGA
Molecule: messenger RNA, 906 nt
Organism: Hyalella azteca
Lineage: Eukaryota; Metazoa; Arthropoda; Malacostraca; Amphipoda; Hyalellidae
Product: histidine-rich protein PFHRP-II-like
Exons: 1
Coding region: 1-906 (301 amino acids)
Source: RefSeq, a predicted model, not a curated record